AUUUAAUUUAAAAUCAGUUGCAUAAAACAUUUAGGGACAAGCAAAUAUUUAAUUAAUGACGGUUCAUUUAAAAAAAUUAUAGUGUCUAUAUUUGGAUUAUUUUAUAAUGUUAGGUAUAAAUAUAUUUAACAUUUACGAAUAGGUGUACCAACUAUAAAGCAUGAAUAUUAAAGUAAAACUAAUAUUAUUAAUAUUGGCUUACAAUGUUGAUGGAUGGGUUUGGCAAUGCGAACAAAAUAAUAAUUGCGUGCGUACGGAAAAAUCUCCUAACUAUACGUAUCCUUCAAUUAAUACUUGUAGGUUAGCAUGUGGAUCCUUUAGAUCCUUAUGGCCCCAGCCAACAGGCAAAGUUGCUUUAAGUCAGGAACUGGAGUUAAUUGAUAUAAGAGACUUGCAAAUUGUGAUAAACGCUCAAGGAGAUGCAGUGCAGUAUUUGGACAAAGUCUCUGAUUAUUUUAAGGAAUUAUUAAAUAUGGAAAAAACCAACUGUGAUAUCGAAGCCAAAAAAUUAAAAAUUGUUUUGAUUUCCACAUCAUCUGAUGUCAAUUUGUUAUGGAAAACGGACGAAAGCUAUUCGUUAAAAAUUGAAACCGAUAACGAAAUAAAAGCCACGAUAACAGGUCCUACAGUUUUCGGUGUCAGACAUGGUUUGGAAACCUUGUCUCAGCUGGUAACAAAAUACAAAAUUUCCGAACAAAAAUCUUGUCUGGUUACCUUAAAAAACGGAAAAAUCAACGACACACCUGCCUAUGCUCAUCGAGGACUUUUAAUCGAUACAGCAAGAAACUACCAGUCACUUUCCACUAUCAAAAGACACAUUGACGGGAUGGCUUCUUCAAAAAUGAACGUUUUGCAUUGGCACAUCACCGAUUCCCAGAGCUUCCCUUUGGUGUCGACAAGAAUACCAAACAUGUCAAAUUAUGGUGCCUAUUCAGAAAAACAAACAUAUAGCCCCGAAGACGUAAAAGACCUAAUGGAUUACGCUUUGAUACGUGGAGUACGCGUAAUAUUGGAGCUGGACGCCCCUGCCCAUGUAGGCAGUGGCUGGGAAUGGGGCCCUGAAGCUGGACUUGGUAACUUGGGCGUUUGCAUUCAUCAGCAACCUUGGAGGAGCUACUGCAUUCAACCGCCUUGCGGACAACUAAAUCCCAUGAACCCCAACGUCUAUAAAGUCUUGGAGUUGUUGUAUCAGGAUUUUGUGGAUUUAAAUCCUAAUGCUGAUAUGUUUCAUAUGGGGGGAGAUGAGGUUUUUAUUCCAUGUUGGAAUUCCACCAAUGAAAUAACCGAUUCCCUGAAAGAUAGAAGCGAAAAAGCAUUUUUAGAUUUGUGGGCAUCAUUUCAACAGAAAGCAUUGGAUAAAUACGACAAAGUAAGAAAUAAUCAUAAAACAAACUUAAUUUUGUGGACAAGCCAUCUAACGAAUCCAGCGUACAUCGAAUCGUACCUACCAAAAGAUAGGUACAUAAUACAAACGUGGGUUCCUCAAGAAGAUGAGUUACCCAAAGAAUUGCUUAAAUUAGGUUACAAGUUGAUAAUUUCCACCAAAAACAAAUGGUAUCUUGAUCAUGGAUUUUGGGGUACCACCCCUUACUACAACUGGAGGGCCGUUUAUAACAACAUAAUACUUAGAGGAGAAGGAGUGUUGGGAGGAGAGGUUUGUAUGUGGGGUGAACUGGUGGACAAUCAGAACGUUUUACAAAGAACUUGGCCGAGAGCUGCAGCUGCAGCUGAGCGUCUAUGGUCAGAUCCCUCCACCACAUCGGAACAGGCUGAAAACCGGUUUUUCACUCACAGAGACCGACUACUUUUUAGGGGAAUCAAUGCGGAAGCAGUGGUGCCAAAAUGGUGCUCCCAAAAUGAGGGUAAAUGCAAUUCAUACUUACCAUAAUAGUUUUAAAUAAAAUUGUUUAUAUAAAUUAAGU
Brassicogethes aeneus is the source of this 1922-nucleotide messenger RNA. The record is from the annotation of a GenBank genome assembly. NCBI's taxonomy places the organism in Eukaryota, Metazoa, Arthropoda, Insecta, Coleoptera, Nitidulidae.